GGGAAGGAGGGCGGGCCGGGGAGGAGGGAUGCGGUUCGGCGGAGGCGGCCGCCACAGGGACUCGCCGCCAUCACCCCCGCCGUCGCAGCCUCGGGCUCCCGGGCAGCCACCUCAGCUCAAGAGGAGCCGCCUCCGGGACUGCCCGCCGCCGCCCCUCACGUCCGGGUAAAGUACUCAACUUUGUAGGAUAGUGCAUAGACACUAAAAGACUGUAAUAAAGUGGCAAUGUCUCUGGAACCCACGCCACCUCUACCUGGAGAUAUGUCUAUUGGCCCUAUAGCAGAAAGCUGGUGUUAUACACAGGUUAAAGUUGUAAAAUUUUCCUACAUGUGGACGAUUAAUAAUUUCAGUUUUUGUCGAGAGGAAAUGGGUGAGGUGUUAAAAAGUUCAACAUUUUCAUCUGGCCCAAAUGACAAAAUGAAAUGGUGCCUGAGGGUAAACCCAAAGGGAUUAGAUGAUGAAAGUAAAGACUACUUGUCCUUAUAUUUGCUUUUAGUCAGCUGCCCCAAAAGUGAAGUUCGAGCAAAAUUCAAAUUUUCCCUUCUGAAUGCUAAAAGGGAAGAAACAAAAGCAAUGGAAAGCCAAAGAGCAUAUCGAUUUGUGCAAGGGAAGGACUGGGGUUUUAAAAAAUUCAUUAGAAGGGAUUUUUUGCUUGAUGAAGCUAAUGGUCUUUUACCAGAUGACAAGCUUACAUUGUUUUGUGAGGUAAUUGAACAGAUCCAGUUCCUUCUGUAUAGAAGUUUCAAGAGCAGUGCUCAUUAUGAACAAGUAAAUAAGGUGAGUGUGGUCCAAGAUUCAGUAAACAUAUCAGGACAUACUAAUACAAACACGUUGAAGGUGCCUGAAUGUCGACUAGCGGAAGAUUUAGGUAAUCUCUGGGAAAACACAAGAUUUACAGAUUGCAGUUUUUUUGUGAGAGGACAAGAAUUUAAAGCUCAUAAAUCUGUGCUUGCAGCUCGAUCUCCAGUUUUUAAUGCAAUGUUUGAACAUGAAAUGGAAGAAAGCAAAAAGAAUCGAGUGGAAAUAAAUGAUUUAGACCCUGAGGUUUUUAAAGAAAUGAUGAGAUUCAUUUACACAGGGAAAGCACCAAACCUUGACAAAAUGGCUGACAACUUGUUGGCAGCUGCAGACAAAUAUGCACUGGAACGGCUGAAGGUCAUGUGCGAAGAAGCUUUGUGUAGUAACCUCUCAGUAGAAAAUGUUGCUGAUACCCUUGUCCUUGCAGAUUUGCACAGUGCAGAACAGUUGAAAGCACAAGCCAUAGACUUUAUUAAUAGGUGCAGUGUACUUCGACAACUUGGGUGUAAAGAUGGGAAAAACUGGAACAGCAACCAAGCAACCGACAUAAUGGAAACAUCAGGGUGGAAAUCCAUGAUUCAGUCUCACCCUCACUUAGUAGCAGAAGCCUUCCGAGCACUAGCAUCUGCACAGUGUCCACAAUUUGGCAUUCCUCGCAAACGGCUAAAACAGUCCUGAAAUCUUCCGUGAACAGUAGAAAAAUGGAAUUGACUUUUACUCCUCCAGGUCCAGAAGGAUUCUAAUACACAAACCAUAAGCAAGAGUUGUUUCUGUUAUCUCGUCCACAGAACAGAAUCUGAAAAAGCAUAUUGCUUGCAUUUCAGGUGGAUAAUUUAUGGUUUAUUCUUCAGCUUUAAAUUAGACUGAUUAAUUCACUUCAAGGCCUUAAAUUAUCUUCAAUAACUUCUCUUGUUCAUAGAAUACUUUAAUUUUUUUAUUGUGCCUUGUCAUUUUGACCAAGGCUAUGCAGGAUUGCACUAGCUCCAUAAUGCAGUAAUAUUGAUAACUGAAGAUAUUAAGUUUCGAAAGGAUCUUCCAUUAUUUUGAGGAAAGAAAAAUGAAUUUUAUAGGGUUUGUCCUAUGCUAUCUCAAAGUUUAAAACUAGGUUCUUUUUAAAAGCACUCGUAUUGGAGGUUACCAGUAAUAUCUCCUGUCUAAGUUCUAUAAAUAUAGGAGAACCUGCUUACCUUCAAGGUAAGUUAUGGCAAUACACUGCUUCAAUUCUUAUUUAUUUUUCAUUUCAGGGGGCAAAUAUGCAAUGAGUUGGCCCAGAUUUUUAGUAAAAUUCAUGAUGUUUGUCUGUAUGUUAACUGUCCAACAAACUAGGUUUAUCCAAGUUUACAAUGAUUGAAAUCUUAAUUUUAAUCAGUUUUCGACAAGAAGAAAGCAUGUUUUGUGCUGAAGUAAUUUUUUUUAAAUUUAUAGUUACCUGCAUAUACAUGAAGAUUUACAGAAGUACAUAUUAAAAGUAAGGAUGACCAAAUGUAAAUUUAAUGAGUGGGCCAAUUGAGGAAAGAUAUAUAUGCACUUUUAAUGUGUAAUUUUUGUAUGCUGAAUGGUACAUAUAUUUUUUUGCUUUUGAGGGAAUUAAUAAGGUAUAAUUAAUUGUGUCUUAACUUUUGAAAGCAUUUUUUAAGACAUGGAGGCAACUGGGAUGCUUGUGAUAAUAGAUAAGAAAGAUAUCCUUGAUUAUAGUUAAAUUGGUUUGGAUUUCAGAUAUUCAUUAUUGACUUUACUCCUGUUUUAUUACACUUUGGAAAUGACACCUGAACAAUAAAUUAAUCCUGGACAGUCUA
This is a messenger RNA of Cynocephalus volans (Philippine flying lemur), 2594 nucleotides long. It is a transcript of the gene SPOPL, whose product is annotated as speckle type BTB/POZ protein like. Gene Ontology annotation, cellular component: cytoplasm; nucleus. The record is from RefSeq and is a predicted model, not a curated record. NCBI's taxonomy places the organism in Eukaryota, Metazoa, Chordata, Mammalia, Dermoptera, Cynocephalidae. The transcript has 12 exons. The coding region runs from base 226 to 1476 and encodes 416 amino acids. Gene Ontology annotation, biological process: regulation of proteolysis; proteasome-mediated ubiquitin-dependent protein catabolic process. Gene Ontology annotation, molecular function: ubiquitin protein ligase binding.